AUGUCUACAUCGUUUUUACUUACUAAUAUACCUCUUUUACCUCCUUUAACAAAAAAAAAUGAUCAUCUAAUUACACCAAAUCAUUCUUCUCAAACUUCAAAUUUUGAAAAACAUGACACGACUCAAUCAAGUACACAAUUGAAUCAAACAAUAUCGCCAAAUUCAAGUUCUACAUCAACUAAUUUGAGUGCAAGUGAUCAUUCAGAUUGUGAUAAUGAUACAAAACUUUCAUCAACAGAAAGUUCUAGUUCUAAUCUUCAAGAUAAACAAAUUGUAACUACUCUCAAAUUAGAAAAUAAUGAAGCAGAAUUUUUUAGCAUUAUUCCAUCUCAACAUACAACAAUGAUUCAUAUAAAUAAUACGAAUAAUAAUAUGAAGAAAUCAACAGAAACAUGUCAUGGAAUACGUUCAUCAUUUAAAAAUAAAUUCCAUCGAUCACACAAAAAUAAGCCGGAUAUUAAUAUCGAUAAUUGGAAUGAAUUUUUAACUAAAACAUUACUUCAAAUGAAACAAGAUAUGAAUGAAAUUGUUGUUGGCUUUCAUCAAACCGAUGAUGAAAUACCAGAUGAUUCUUCAUCGAAUAUAUCCGAAAAUAUCGAGACUACAUCUGAUCUAUCAUUCUGUGAACGUCAACAGAAAAAAGUAAAAAUGAAAAAAAUGGUACAUUUGUUCGAUCAACUAGAGGCUGUGAUUAAUGAUAAGGAAAAAUUUCCUUAUCCAUAUAAAGAUAUAAUACAAGAAGAUAAUUUAGAUCUAAUUCAUUCUGAACAACAAGUUCAAUCGAAAAAUCUUCUUAUACAACAUAAACCACUUCAAUAUCGAAAAAUUCGCUAUAAAACUCAACGUCGUAUAAUCAAAAUACGACAUGAUUUAGAUAAACUUAAAGAUGGUUUAUCUACCCACCAAUUAACAAAACCAAAUAAAGAAUUAUCUUCAAUGGAUAUAGAAAAUUAUCAAACUCGUUUAAAAAAAAAUUUACUUAAAGCUCGUAAAGAAAUAGCUGAAUAUAAUCUUAUCGAUUCGCCAACGGAUGCUCAUGAAGAAAAUACUGAUCAAACUAUUGACAAUAUGAAAGCAAUCAAUUCAACUAAACAAUCACAAACACAAGGUCAUCGAAAAAAUUUACAACGAACUGAAGAUGUUAAAAAAAAAGAAAAACAUUUAAUAUCUACACCAUUUAUUCAACGUCGAAUGCGGUAUACUUACAAAAAUAGAGAAAAAGAUGAAAAUAAUCGUCCUGUUGAUUCACGUUUCGAUUCUACGACAUUUAUUGAUCUUCAUAAAGAAGCCGAAGAUUUUUUUGGUUCUCAUAUACCAUUUUGGGAUUUUGUACCAGAUUCAAAAUCAUCUUUAUCAACAGCGUCUCUCAAACGUCACUCAAUUGAUUUCACAUUACCAGUUAAAUUACUAGUUUCAGUUAGUUUAACUCUUGAAGAUAAAAUCAAACAAGCAAAUCUUUAUGAUAUCGAAUCCGAUGAAGAUGAAAAUAAUAAUAAGGAUUUAUUUGAUGAAUCAAACAAAAACGGCGAUGAAUUUUUCGAUUGUAUUUCUUCUCCGCUUCAGCAAAAAAAAUCACAAGCAUUAUCAUUGUCAAACAAUGAACAACCAUUAAUUGCACUUAAUGAUCUUGAAUAUGUCGAAUUUUAA
Messenger RNA from Rotaria sp. Silwood1, 1647 nucleotides. NCBI's taxonomy places the organism in Eukaryota, Metazoa, Rotifera, Eurotatoria, Philodinida, Philodinidae. The record is from the annotation of a GenBank genome assembly.